UGUUGCUUGACUCAGACGAGAGAUGAGAGUAGAAACAACGUUAAUCAUUGUUUUACACACCACACUGGUUAUCCUGUUGGUCAGCUAUGUCAGUGCUACACUGUCCAGGACUGAUGCCAAGAAGAAGGACUCCAAAACACAGGAGCCAGAGACGUCCCAGGCAGAGCGGUCGGUGCUGGAGCGAGGUCUGGUUGUUACUGACCCUCAGUGGAAGGACAUCGUAAAAGAGGAGAGGAGAUACUGCCAACAGACUAUGACUAAACACAGGUUCCAAGGGCCUGUACUGGGCUACAUAACUCCUUGGAACUCGCAUGGUUACGAUGUUGCCAAGGUGUUUGGUUCCAAGCUGACCUCUGUGUCUCCGGUGUGGCUUCAGCUGAGACGGAGAGGACCAGAGAGCUUCCAUAUCACUGGUCUACACGAUCACGACCCAGGUUGGGUAAAAGCUGUGCGGAAGGCAAACAAAAAAAUCAAAAUGCUUCCUCGCCUGUUGUUUGACGGCUGGUCGUACCAGGACUAUACGAGUGUCCUGGGCAGUGAGGAUGAGAUCGAAGAGCUGGGGACUGAGAUGGUAGACGUAGCUAAGACAGAAGGCUUUGAUGGCUAUACGCUGGAGCUGUGGAGUCAGCUGGGAGGGAACCAGAGAGUGGAGCUGGUCCACAUGAUUACCCACAUCUGUGAGGCUCUUAAGGUAAAGAAGCUGGACUGUGUACUGGUCAUUCCACCAGCCGUCACACCAAGUUCAGGACAGCCAGGGAUGUUUGGGAGGGAGCAGUUUGAGCAGUUAGCUCCUGUAGUGGACGGAUUCAGUCUAAUGACCUACGACUUCUCCUCUGGACGAGCGGGCCCCAGUUCCCCUCUACCCUGGCUGAGAGAAUGUGUUCUAGAGUUGUCCCCAAACAACCAAUGGAGACAUAAGAUACUGCUGGGACUCAACCUGUAUGGACUGGACUUCUCCACCUACGGAGCUGAGCCACUGCUGGGGGGCAGGUUCAUAGAGCUGUUGAAGGAGCUGAAGCCUAGACUACUAUGGGAUGAACAAGCUGAGGAGCACUACUUCAGCUACAAGAGGAGCAAUGGAGUCAAGCAUGUGGUCUAUUACCCAACACUGAAGUCUCUCCACCAGCGCAUCUCGCUAGCCACUGAGUUAGGUACAGGAAUCUCCAUGUGGGAACUGGGCCAGGGGCUGGACUAUUUCUAUGACCUGUUAUGAGCCAAUCGGAGUAAGAGACUCGAGCUCCUUUCUUUUGUCGAUAAAGCGGUACGAUAUGUGCAAAUGGUAUAGUUCAUGGUAAUAAAUGGUAUAGUUCAUGGUAAUAUUUGCUGAGCCACUGAGCACCAACCAAGCAUGAGGAUUCUACCAUUAAAAAAAGGACGUCUCUUAUCUCAGGAAGAGUUAUCAUUGGAGACGGAGGCCAAGUUGUUUGUGGAGUAAAACUCAAACUGAACUAAGGAACUUGACGCUGCCAACAUGGCAAGAGCAGAGUAAAACCAUCCAUCAAAGCAGUUCUUCUACUGGGGGGUUGGUAACAGGGUUAUUAUGGGGUGUCUCACACACACAAGGUGUUCAUGUUUUGAAAUAUAUUGAUAUGAAAUAUUCUUCCAUUUUAAGGACUGGUUUCCCGGACAUAGAUUAAGCCUACUGUAGUUAUAAAUCUGAUUGAGACAUAAUGUUUGUCAGGUCUAAAUCAGACAUCAGUCUGCUGCCCACUGCAGGAAUGUUUCUUUGACAUGAAAUAAAAGAGGUACAUUGUUUGUUUUUAAUAGGAACAAAAUGUAAUCGACAAUAGAAAUGUACAUACAUACAGUGAUACUUUUCCUAAUACCUCACCCGGUGGCUGCUGAACUAGGCUUGACGUGUGUGUUAAACUAGUAGUACUACAAACCUCUGCUGUAGUAGACUGCAGGGUUGACCUCAAUUCCAUCUAAAAUCCAGUCGAUUCAGGAAGAGCACUGAAAUUCCAAUUCUCUUCAAGGUAAAGUUGGAAUCUAAUUGUAAUUUGGUUUACUUUGUGAAAUGGAAUUGUACCAACCCUGGUGUAUAGUACAUAAGACAAGAGUUGUACACCAUGUCCUCAUAUCUUACUAAAUGCUUUUGUACCCAGAACCAUUAUAUUUGUCCUUGAUAGCACUAAAUGUAGAGGAGCUCUACUUUGAGAUUUUGCCUGUGACACCUGUAUUUGAAAGGUUCCGUUUCGUUACUGUAUGUAUACUCUGAUGAACCCUGUCUGCUAAAUCAUAUCCUGUUCAUGUCAAAAUAAGGCCGGGAUUAAAUCCGAUCGCGCUUUGCGCGCUACGCACCUUUUAAAAAGAGCCACGGUUUUUUCUGUCGCUUAUUAGAAAAACAGGUUUCAGUUUUGUUUUGUGUGUUUCCUGAUUGAUUCUGAGGUUUGAUUAAAUCUGUUUGUUCCCCA
Molecule: messenger RNA, 2414 nt
Organism: Salmo salar (Atlantic salmon)
Lineage: Eukaryota; Metazoa; Chordata; Actinopteri; Salmoniformes; Salmonidae
Gene: chid1
Product: chitinase domain containing 1
Biological process (GO): carbohydrate metabolic process
Cellular component (GO): endomembrane system
Molecular function (GO): oligosaccharide binding; chitin binding
Source: RefSeq, marked provisional